AUGCCAGGGAUUGUCGUGUUCCGCCGUCGCUGGUCUGUAGGCAGCGAUGACCUGGUUUUGCCAGCCGUCUUCCUCUUCCUCCUGCAUACCACCUGGUUUGUGAUCCUCUCUGUGGUGCUCUUUGGGCUGGUGUACAACCCCAACGAGACCUGCUCGCUUAACCUGGUGGACCACGGCAGAGGCUACCUGGGCAUCCUGCUCAGUUGUAUGAUCGCAGAGGUGGCAAUCAUCUGGCUCAGCAUGCGAGGCAGUAUCCUGUACACAGAGCCCCGGGACUCGAUGCAGUAUGUGCUCUAUGUCAGACUGGCUAUCUUGGUGAUUGAGUUUGUGUAUGCUAUUGUGGGCAUCGUGUGGCUAACGCAGUACUACACUUCCUGCAAUGAUAUCACAGCAAAGAGUGUCACUUUGGGAAUGGUGGUGUGCAACUGGGUUGUCAUCCUGAGCGUCUGCAUCACUGUCCUGUGCGUCUUCGACCCGACAGGCCGGACCUUUGUCAAACUGCGUGCCACAAAGCGGAGACAGCGCAACCUGAGGACAUACAACCUGCGACACCGCCUGGAAGAAGGGCAAGCCAGCAGCUGGACACGCAGACUCAAAGUUUUUCUUUGCUGCACACGGACAAAAGACUCUCAGUCGGACGCCUACUCUGAGAUCGCCUACCUUUUUGCCGAGUUUUUCCGAGACCUUGACAUCGUCCCAUCUGACAUCAUUGCAGGCCUGGUUCUUCUGCGCCAGCGGCAGCGGGCGAAGCGCAAUGCUGUGCUGGAUGAGGCAAACAAUGACAUUUUAGCUUUUCUGUCUGGGAUGCCAGUGACCCGGAACACCAAGUAUCUGGAUCUGAAAAAUGCGCAAGAGAUGCAGCGGUACAAAGAGGUGUGUUACUACAUGCUGUUUGCCCUGGCUGCCUAUGGCUGGCCCAUAUACCUGAUGAGGAAGCCCACAUGUGGACUCUGUCGCCUGGCCAGAUCCUGCUCAUGUUGCUGUCUCUGUCCUUCACGUCCCCGCUAUGCACCUAGUGUCACCAUUGAAGAGGACAAUUGCUGUGGCUGCAAUGCCAUUGCCAUCCGGCGCCACUUCUUGGAUGAGAAUAUGACGUCGGUGGACAUUGUUUACACAUCUUGCCACGAUGCGGUUUAUGAAACGCCUUUCUAUGUGGCUGUGGACCACGAUAAGAAGAAGGUGGUCAUUAGUAUCCGAGGAACUCUGUCUCCAAAAGAUGCCCUGACUGACCUCACUGGGGAUGCGGAGCGCCUUCCGGUUGAGGGUCACCAUGGAACGUGGCUGGGACACAAGGGAAUGGUGCUAUCUGCUGAGUACAUCAAGAAGAAACUGGAGCAAGAAAUGGUGCUUUCUCAGGCUUUUGGACGAGACUUGGGGAGAGGAACAAAACACUAUGGCCUGAUUGUGGUUGGUCAUUCCCUAGGAGCUGGCACGGCUGCCAUCCUGUCCUUCCUCUUGCGUCCGCAGUACCCGUCACUGAAGUGCUUUGCCUAUUCUCCCCCAGGUGGGCUGCUGAGUGAGGAUGCCAUGGAGUAUUCAAAAGAGUUUGUGACUGCAGUCGUGCUUGGCAAAGAUCUAGUGCCCAGAAUCGGUCUCUCUCAGCUGGAGGGAUUUCGCCGGCAGCUUCUGGAUGUUCUUCAAAGAAGUAACAAACCAAAGUGGCGAAUCAUUGUGGGUGCUACAAAGUGCAUACCCAAGUCAGAACUCCCUGAAGAGACGGAAGAAAAUUCGGUCACGAGUAAUCGCCUCUGGACCCAUCCCAGCGAUCUGACUAUUGCCCUGUCUGCAAGCACACCGCUUUACCCACCUGGCCGCAUCAUCCACGUGGUGCACAAUCAUCCCGCAGAGCAGUGCUGUUGCUGCGAGCAAGAGGAUCCCACUUACUUUGCGAUCUGGGGUGACAAUAAGGCGUUUAAUGAAGUGAUCAUCUCACCGGCGAUGUUGCACGAACACCUCCCAUACGUGGUCAUGGAAGGGCUCAACAAGGUCUUGGAGAAUUACAACAAGGGGAAAACAGCUUUACUUUCUGCAGCCAAAGUGAUGGUGAGUCCUACAGAAGUGGAUCUCACCCCGGAGUUGAUCUUCCAGAGUCAGCCCCUGCCUAGUGGACCUUCAGUGCAGAUCGGAACUGGAGCCAUAACAGCGGACAGAAGGAACAGCAGUACUAAGAGCAAGUCCCAUUCUGAAAUUAGCUUGGAGGGGUUUUAUGAGACAAAGCCGCUUUCUCCUGUGCAGAAAGACCCUGUGGAGCUGCUUCUCCUGGAUACAAAAGAACGUCUGUCUGUGGAGCUGCAGGACCGUCGUGCCCCUCUCGCAACCAUGGAGAGCCUCUCGGACAAUGAAUCCAUCUACAGCUUUGAUUCAAGGCGCUCCUCUGGUUUUCGGAGCAUCCGAGGCUCCCCCAGCCUCCAUGCUGUCAUGGAGAAGGAUGAGACGCACUGCUUUUAUAUAGACCCCGUUAUCCCUGAGGAGAACCCCUCCCUCAGCUCGCGGACAGAGCUGCUGGCUGCUGAUAGCCUCUCCAAGCACUCCCAGGAGACUCAGCCCCCCGACAACGUGCUCAACAGCGGUGGCACUACCCCCCAGCGACGCUGCAGCGAGGAGGGGGCCAGCAGUGAGGGGGACCGUGUUUCCUUAGCCCCUCGUGAGGAGCUGUCCCUCCAGAACGGACGGCUCACUGAUGUUCCCAGUCCCCAAGUGCUGGAGUUUGCUGAGUUCAUAGACAGUCUCUUUAAUUUGGAUAGCAAAAGCAGCUCCUUCCAGGACAUCUACUGCAUGAUGGUGUCAGACAGCUCCAGUGACUUUGCAGAGAUGCCCAAGUCUGUCAGUGAUCAGGAGAUCCUGCUGAGGGCACAGUAUGAACCCAACCUAGUCCCAAAGCCCCCGAGGUUGUUUGCAGGCUCAACAGAUCCUUCGUCGGGCAUCUCUGUCUCACCCUCUUUCCCCCUUAGUUCAUCUGGAGAACUCAUGGACAUCACUCCCACAGGCGUGAGCAGCCAGGAGUGCCUGGCCACUGACAAAAUCCGGACUUCCACCCCCUCUGGGCACGUAACCAGCCCUGCCAAGCAGGACGACCUCAUGAUUUCAGCCCUCUAG
Molecule: messenger RNA, 3096 nt
Organism: Cariama cristata (Red-legged seriema)
Lineage: Eukaryota; Metazoa; Chordata; Aves; Cariamiformes; Cariamidae
Gene: DAGLA
Product: diacylglycerol lipase, alpha
Exons: 19
Coding region: 1-3096 (1031 amino acids)
Biological process (GO): lipid metabolic process
Cellular component (GO): dendrite membrane; postsynaptic membrane
Source: RefSeq, a predicted model, not a curated record